This is a messenger RNA of Ornithorhynchus anatinus (platypus), 747 nucleotides long. RefSeq names its product ret finger protein-like 3. The transcript is spliced from 2 exons. The record is from RefSeq and is a predicted model, not a curated record. NCBI's taxonomy places the organism in Eukaryota, Metazoa, Chordata, Mammalia, Monotremata, Ornithorhynchidae. Gene Ontology annotation, molecular function: protein binding. The coding region runs from base 1 to 747 and encodes 248 amino acids.
AUGGCCCAGAGCCUCCAGGACGACGUGAGCUGCCCCAUCUGCUCGGAUUAUUUCCACAACCCCGUGUCCAUAGCGUGCGGACACAACUUCUGCCAAACGUGCAUCGACGGUGUGUCCCUUUUGCCCUUCCGUUGCCCCGAGUGCAGGAAGAUCUCCCAGAACGGAAUCCUCCGGCCGAAUAGGCACCUGGCCAAGCUGGCAGUGAUCGUCAAACAGCACAGUGCCCUUCUGGAGGAGAGCCUGAACACCAAGAUCUGGGUUCAGAGAUUCAGAGAAAACAUAACUCUAGAUGCAGCCACGCCGCAUCCCUUCCCCGGGACGGAGGACGAGAAAAGCGGGAGCUGUGGGGACCACCGGCAGGAUCUCCCCGGCAACCGGAAGGCCUGGUUGGUGGGUUCCCGCUGCUUCAGCUCCGGCCGACAUUACUGGGAGGUGGACGUGAAGGAUCAAACAGAGUGGGACGUCGGAGUGUGCGAGGAGUCUGCCGACAGGAAGGGGCAGACAGCCCUGUGCCCGGAGAACGGAUACUGGGCUGUGAGCUUGAGGAAUGGGCACCAUUUCCAGGCUGGCACGUCUCCCAGGACCCGCCUCCCGUGGGAAAAUCCUCUCCAGGGGGUGGGAAUUUUUCUGGAUGUGGAGGCUGGAGUGGUCUCAUUUUUAAAUGCCGUCGAUGGGUCCGACCUGUACAAUUUCACAGACAUCUUCUUCUCCGCAGCUCUCCUACCGUUCUUCUGCCCCGAGCAGUGA